ACAAUAUAUAUUACAUAUUUUGGGGAUAUUGAUUUUCUUUUUUCAUUGUGAUGCAUAUUAAGGUUAAUCAUGAGGCAUUAUUUAUUUAUAUAAUGAUAGGUGAAAGAAAAAAAGAAAAACCACAAAAUCCACAUAAGAUUAAUGAUAAUGUAGAUAAUGAUGAUUUGGAUCAAAAUCUUUGUGAUAAUGAAAGUGAUUAUUAUAUUCAAAAUACAUUCGAUGAUGAUAUGAUUGGAGAUAAUGAAAAAAAAAUAAAUAUUACUAAAAAUUAAAGAAACAUAAAAAAGAUCGAAAGAAAGAUAAUAAAGUUUAAUAAUCCUAAUCAAAUAAAUGAUAUGGAAUCAAAUUCACAUACUUAUUUGAGCUUAUUCGAUGAGCAGGAAGAAUAACAGUAAAUUUUGGAGGAGGAAUAAAAUUGUAAAGUUAAAAAGGCAAAUAAGAGUUAAUACAGAUCUUUUAAAAAGGAAUAAAAAAAAUAAACUGAAUACUUCGAUUGAAGCUUAGAUUUGAUUUAUUUAAUUUUUGUGCGGAU
Molecule: messenger RNA, 532 nt
Organism: Paramecium sonneborni
Lineage: Eukaryota; Ciliophora; Oligohymenophorea; Peniculida; Parameciidae
Source: the annotation of a GenBank genome assembly